UGUGCCGGUCAGCUCGCACGUGCGUGUGUGUGUGUGUGUGCGCGCAUGAUGCGUGGUGCUACGCGCAUUCGGUGAAAUCCAGUAAAACCGUCGUUCCGUUCGCACGGGGAGCCGCCGGGUUUUGUUGCCGGACCUGUUGUGGCGGCGCAUCGUCGAGGGUUCCCCCCUGCGUCCGCGCGUACUGACAACGCACGGCCGCGCAUACGACGUAACCGGGGAAGCGCCGAGCUUUCCGCGACACCACCGAUCGCGCCGCGGUCGAAUCCGCGCCGUCGCUUUAACGCCGUAUCCGCGUCGUUCCCGACGCUCGUGUUUGCCGCUCGUUGUGGACGAGGCUGCCGUUUGUGGUGCGAACACUGGCCGAUAUUCAGGGACAAUUAACGGCCGGUCGCAGUCACCUGAUCCGCGCGGUUCCUACGUGAAUCCGCGAUCGCCGAUCGCUGAUAAGUCGCGGCUCCUGUGAUAAGCGUCACGUGAAAUCCUCUCCCCCUGUGACGUUUCGGAGUAAACGGUAAACCACCCGUGUGUAAACCUCGCGCGCGCGAGACAGUGCAGUGCCGUUGCACGUCAACGUCAUUGUUUAUCCCGGGCGCGUGUUUCGCUUCGCUCCCGUGUCGUCUCCCGCCAGGAGACGCAACUCCGCUGCGGCCGCGUCGAGCGAAACGAGCGAGAGAACUCGCGCACGAGGAGGCCCGUUUCGCGUCGGACCGCGCGCGCCACGGUUCCCCGCGAGCCUCCGACACGGCGUAGCCCGAGCGUGUUCGCGCCGUUAUUUACAAACCGCGUCGUAUAACCUGUCGCGGCGGCUUUGUGUACGCGUUCCGUCAAAACCCGUAGGUGUGUGUAUGUGUGUCCAGCACGCACAUUUUCAGAAUCCCUGUUAUCUGAUAGUAAUAUCUCGUACGAUAAUUAAUCGGCGGCACCAAUGCGACGAGCUCUCACCGCGAAACAAAGAUCUGAAAAAUCCCUCUUUGUAUCUUACUGCUGCUUGAAUGUCGUGUGUGUAUAUGUGUGUGUGUGUGUGUGUGUGUGGUAAAGCAUAUAUAAAUGAUAUUGUAAAAAUUGUUAUAUUUAAACAUGGUUGUUUGCUCUGAACCGUCAUUUUCACCAUAACUGCUCGGCUUACGUGGGUUUUAGCAAACGCCUUGGGAACUUUUGUGUGCCGAUUCAAUUUUCAAUUGUCGCGUAAGACACAAUGUCCGUUUACUUUAUAUAGUACAAACUCCUGUAAAUUGUGUCAAUAAAACAUUGCCUGUGUCACUAAUUGAAUCCCGACUGGGUGAAACUUGUUAUUUAAUCUAAGAAACUGAAAACUGUCUUUCUAGGCUUUUCUCUCUUAAGAUUAUUUAAGCAAGUUCGCAAAGCAAACUAUCAUCGCCAAGCAACUAUAACUAUGCUAUAACGUGUACCGUAGAGUUACAAGUCUUUCGGAACAGUAAUAAUAACAAAGUCGUUAAUACUCGAUUUGCGAGACGUCAUGAAAGUGAAAACAUUGUAAAUGAAAACUUUUAGACUUGCUGUACCUAAAUGGAAGUAUUAAGGAUCAACUUUAAACAGUGUCAUUAAGAAUGGAUCACAUACAGGAAGUGCGGCAGCUGGAAUUGCUAUGCAAGCAAUUAUAUGAGUCCCAAGAUUCGGCGCAUCGUGCAGAGGCGGAGAAGGCCCUCGUCGCUUUUCAAAAUGCACCCGAUACGCUUACAAAGUGCCAGCUUCUCUUGGACCGCGGAGAUUCUGCGUACGCUCAAUUACUGGCCGCCACCACCUUGACAAAACUGAUAUCGCGUUCAGCGCAAGGACUCAGCUUACAACAGAGGCUUGAUAUACGAAAUUAUGUACUCAACUACUUAGCAACGCAACCAAAGUUACCGAAUUAUGUGAUACAGGCUUUGGUUACACUUUUUGCUAGGAUAUCAAAGCUUGGCUGGUUUGAUUCCGAUAAAGAAGAAUUUGUCUUCAGAAAUGUAGUCAGUGAUGUAACCAAGUUUCUUCAGGGGUCAGUAGAGCAUUGUAUGAUUGGGGUACAACUGCUUUCCCAAUUGACAUGUGAGAUGAAUCAAAUAUCGGACGCUGAUGCGAACAGAUCUCUGACAAAGCAUAGAAGAAUAGCGAGUAGUUUUAGAGACACGCAACUGUUUGAGAUAUUUAGGUUAUCCUGUACUUUAUUGAGUACAGCCCGUGAGAAUUGCAAAAGUUUAAACUUUAAUGAUGAGGCACAGCACGGCUUGAUAAGACAGCUGCUGAAGCUCGCACAAAACUGUUUGACAUUUGACUUUAUUGGCACAUCGACCGAUGAAAGCUCAGACGAUCUUAAUACAGUACAAAUCCCGACGAGCUGGCGACCUGCGUUUUUGGACUUCACUUCGUUGAAACUGUUUUUCGAUUUAUAUCACAGUUUACCUAAUACGUUAUCGUGUUUAGCAUUGUCAUGCUUGGUUCAGAUGGCAUCGGUCAGAAGAAGCCUAUUCUCCAAUGCUGAGAGAGCCAAGUUCCUGACGCACUUAGUUGGCGGCAUCAAGCAUAUACUGCAGAAUCCUCAAGGUCUCAGCGAUCCAGGAAACUAUCAUGAGUUUUGUAGAUUGUUAUCUCGGCUGAAGAGUAAUUUUCAGCUCGGCGAACUGGUCCUGGUGGAGGAUUAUCCCGAAGCAAUACAACUGAUCGCGAAGUUCACGAUACAGAGCCUGCAGAUGUGGCAGUUUGCGCCAAACAGUCUGCACUAUCUCUUGAUUCUCUGGCAGAGAAUGGUGGCCUCUAUGCCGUAUGUGAAAGCAGGCGAUCCGCACUUACUGAACACGUAUACACCGGAAGUCACGAACGCAUAUAUCACGUCGAGGCUUGAAUCGGUGGCGGUUGUCGUCCGAGAACGCCUGGAAGAUCCGUUGGACGACUUAGGAGUGGUGCAUCAUCAGUUAGAACUGAUAUCGAUCAUUGGUAGAUGCGAGUACCAGAAAACCUGUGCUCUUCUGGUUCAAUUGUUCGAUCAAGCAGCGAGAACGUAUCAGGAGCUGAUGGCACAGACGGCCUCCCCGACUCAGCAGAUUGACAUUGCAAUUCAGGAAGGACAACUUACAUGGCUUGUGUACAUCAUCGGCGCUGUUAUUAGCAGUAGAGCCGCAUUCAACAACAACGAGGAGUUUGAUGCCAUGGACGGGGAGUUGGUUUGCAGGGUGCUCCAAUUGAUGAAUUUAACUGACUCGAGACUCGCACAAGGUGGCUGUGAGAAAUUGGAACUGGCGAUGUUGAGCUUCUUUGAACACUUUCGAAAGAUUUAUGUGGGCGAUCAGGUCCAAAAGAACUCGAAAGUCUACAGGAGACUGUCUGAUGUACUAGGCCUUAAUGACGAGGCUAUGGUACUCAGCAUUUUUAUUCGAAAGAUAAUAACUAAUUUGAAGUACUGGGGUAGGAGCGAACAAAUUAUUUCAAAGACGCUGUUACUGCUAAAUGAUUUAUCCGUGGGGUAUAGUUGCGUUCGCAAGCUUGUGAAAUUAGAAGAAGUACAAUUUAUGCUCAACAAUCAUACGCGAGAACACUUUCCAUUCUUGGGAAACAACGUUGCUGUGACAGAGAUGCGCUGUAGAUCGAUGUUUUACACGUCUCUUGGUAGAUUAUUGAUGGUAGAUCUAGGCGAGGACGAAGAAAGAUUCCACACGUUUAUGUUGCCUCUCACAGGUGCAUUGGAGAGCCUCGGUCAAUUAAUGGGCGCUGCGGAUACACCCCUCUUCGCGGCAGAAGAAGCGAAGAAAGCGCUAAUUGGUCUGGCGCGCGAUCUUCGAGGUUUAGCUUUCGCAUUUAACACCAAGUCAUCUUACAUGAUGCUUUUUGAUUGGAUAUAUCCGCAUUACACGCCGAUUCUGUUACACGCUGUGGAGCUGUGGCAUCACGAGCCGCAAGUGACAACGCCCGUCCUAAAGCUAUUCGCUGAGUUAGUACAAAAUAGAAGUCAACGAUUGCAGUUCGAUGCGUCAUCCCCGAACGGUAUCCUGCUGUUCCGCGAGGCCAGCAAGAUAAUCUGUAGCUACGGCAACCAUAUACUGAACGUUGAAGUACCCAAGGAUCAGAUCUAUCCUCUGAAACUCAAAGGAAUAAGUAUAUGCUUUAGCAUGUUAAAGGCAGCCUUAUGUGGGAGUUACGUGAAUUUCGGAGUGUUUAGGCUAUACGGCGACGAGGCGCUGGAUAAUGCCCUCAACACGUUCGUCAAGCUGCUCCUUAGUAUUCCACAAAGUGAUCUCCUGCAUUAUCCGAAGCUGUCGUCAACGUAUUAUUUGUUGCUGGAAUGUCUGGCACAAGAUCAUAUGGUCUUUUUAUCUACUUUGGAACCUAGGGUUUUUCUGUAUAUCCUCUCCAGUAUCAGCGAAGGCCUUACAGCUCUAGGUGCGCUAAAAGACUCCUACACAGAUACUAUGGUCUGCACUGAAUGCUGUGCAACUCUUGAUCACAUUGUGACCUAUUUGUUUAAACAACUUUAUCAGAAAGGAAGGAAAAAUGCGGUUGUUCCAGGCGGUGGAGAAUUAUUUUUACAAGUUCUGAAGCAGCAUCCUGAAAUACUUCAACAAAUCCUAAGUACUGUUUUAAAUGUAAUAAUGUACGAGGACUGUAGGAAUCAAUGGAGCAUGUCUCGUCCUUUGUUAGGUCUUAUAUUGUUGAAUGAAGAAUACUUUAAUCAAUUAAGAGAAAAUAUUAUUAGAAGUCAACCAGUUGAUAAGCAAGCAGCGAUGGCACAGUGGUUUGAAAAUUUAAUGAACGGGAUAGAAAGAAAUUUACUCACAAAAAAUAGAGAUAGGUUUACACAAAAUUUAUCAAUUUUUAGAAGAGAAAUAAAUGACGCCCUAAAAGGACCUAAUAUAUCAAAUUCCGUCAGUGACAUGAUAACUUCGUAGUGAUACUGCUCUCUCUGAAUUAAACUCUUUUUAGGUUCUUGCCUGCCAAAUGCUUGAAUGUGUAUGCGAGUGGAACUCUAAAUUACGGUGAAAUUAUGGCAUUAGAGGAGUAUAAAGAUAAUAAAUACUACCGUUUUACAUAAAGCGUUACCGCUUGGCUUCCUAUUCUUUGUAACUCUUUUUAGCCGCUUCCUUAGCUGCCGCAUAUCAGUUUACACUUACACAACAACGAUGAAAUAAUCAUAAUUUAUUGUCUUUUUUUUAUACCGCACUUAUGAUUUUAGGCAUUAAAUGAUUUUAACGCUUGUUUUGUAGGGGUAAUCAGAAUAAAGUUAGAGUCCUUUUUUUUAUUACCUUUAUGUACUCGAACCUUCCUUAACCCCGUAAAAUUAGACGUAGAUUUGUACAUUUUGAUGUACAUAUUCGCAGCAAAAUUUUAUGUACAGAAUUCGCAAUAAAGUUAUACACUUUUAUAGCCAUACGAUAAAUAUAUGUUAUAUGGAUUUGUCAAAAAGUAUCGCAAUAUUUUUUAACUUGUACAUUUAACUGAUUUCUAUCGUAAUGAAGAUACACCGUUUGUUAAAAAUUUAAGAGAUUCUUAAGUACUUUUGAUAUAUAUAAUAAUUUAUUAAACAGUUUACAUUUUUUCGUAUCUAAUAAGGCAAAUGCGAAUAAAUGUAACAGAUAAUGAAUUAUUUCAAGUUAUUGUCCCCAAAAUGAGCUAUUUAGAAUCUUUUGUAAAGAACACAGUCUUAGAUAUUUUAUCGUAGAGAAAAAAAUUUAUUUAAAUUUAUUUAAAAUAUUGUUUCAUUCUAUGUCCUAAUUUUAUUACUAUCUCGGGAGAAAAGAAAACAGAAUCUAAAUAAUCUGACAAAUCUUAGUCGCUGUUUAUAAUUAGCUUUUUAAGUGCAUGUGCAUAUCCGUGUAUCGCGAUAAAGUUUCCAAUAUUAUGUACAAGUCUUAGAAUAGGAAGCCAGUAAUGUAAUUAUUUUCUUUUCACUUAUGACACAUUCAUUUCAUUUCGACGCGCAACGGACCAUCUAACUGUUUUAAGAAUAUUAAUUGAGCUGAGUAAGAGGAUGAUAUAUGCACAAAUAUGCAGUUUAAAGAGGGAAUCGUUUGCAUCAUUACAGAUUCUUGUAUUGGCAUGACAUUAUAUAGGAGAGAGAAAGAGAGAGACACACAGAGAGGAAGGAGGAGGGAGAAAGAAAACUAAAUGAGAGUAGAGACACCAUUACUUAAAAUUUAUUCGAGUAAAAAGUUACUGAGCUAUACUAUUCAGUGAGUUAAAUGAAUAAUGUGAACGAUGUACAUGAGGAUAUCAUUAAAUUUAUCAUACGACAAGACUCACUUAAGGGUAUACAGUUAUUAUUAUUAUUAUUAUUAUGUUAUUGACAUUUUUCACUUAAUCGAAAAGCAAAAUGGAUGAAUAAAAUAUAAAAUAGAUAUUACGAGAUGUUAAGUAACAUUCGCUAAUUUUACGAUAUACAGUAAUUUAAACAAGUGUCGAUUGUAUGUAAAGCAAACUGUCGCAUUUCGCGAACGGCAUUGUGUAACAGCAUUAUUUAACAGCAGCUAUUGUCUCAAUAGUGUCUACAUCACAAACAAACGGACUUCUAUAUUGAUCGACAUUCAGUAGUAACUGUCAAAAUGUUCAAA
Molecule: messenger RNA, 6533 nt
Organism: Ooceraea biroi (clonal raider ant)
Lineage: Eukaryota; Metazoa; Arthropoda; Insecta; Hymenoptera; Formicidae
Gene: Ranbp16
Product: Ran-binding protein 16
Biological process (GO): protein export from nucleus
Cellular component (GO): cytoplasm; nuclear pore
Molecular function (GO): nuclear export signal receptor activity; small GTPase binding
Source: RefSeq, a predicted model, not a curated record